CCCGAUAAACCUCAUAAACCGAAAGACCUCGAACCGCGCCGACGUAACUUCGAUCCAUAAAGGCUCGGCUAGUCGUCGCCGCAAUCGUAUUUUGGUAAUUGACAACGCUGAUAGGGUUCGAAGAUUUGCAAUUAGAGAGAUAGAGGGAUCCAUAAGGAAUUGCAGAUAGAGAUUGGUGCGAUCUAUCUGCUUUGUGGGAAAUCGGCCCUUGAUUGUUUCAAUCAUAUAGAGAAGUUGCGGGAAAUCAGAAGCAAUGACGACCGCAGCUCGACCUACCUGGGCACCUGCUAAAGGUGGCAACGAACAAGGUGGCACGCGAAUAUUUGGUCCCUCGCAAAAGUACUCAUCCAGGGACAUCGCAUCCCAUACCACCCUAAAGCCCAGGAAAGAAGGGCAGGACACACAAGAGGAAUUGCAAAGAAGGAACCUACGUGAUGAACUGGAAGAGCGUGAGCGGAGGCAUUUCUCAUCAAAAAAUAAAUAUAAUGAUGACAGGGAUCGUGGGAAAGGAAGCCAUCUUUUGUUGGAAGGAACUAAGAGAGAAACUGAAGAUCGCAUUGUUCCACGUAGUGUAGAUGCAGAUGAUUCUGAUAUUGAUGUCAAGAGUGAUGAUGAGAGUGAUGAUGACGACGAGGAUGACGAGGAUGACACUGAAGCUCUUUUGGCUGAGCUUGAACAAAUAAAGAAGGAAAGAGCAGAGGAAAAGCUCCGAAAGGAACGACAACAAAGAGAGGAAGAGUUGAAAGUAAAGGAGGCAGAGCUUCUGCGUGGAAACCCAUUACUAAAUAACCCAACAACAACAUCUUUUAAUGUGAAAAGAAGGUGGGACGACGAUGUUGUAUUUAAGAACCAAACACGAGGUGAAACCAAGACACCCAAGCGAUUCAUCAAUGACACCAUCAGGAAUGACUUCCAUAGAAAGUUCCUGCAAAAAUACAUGAAGUAAAUCAUCGAGGCACCAGCCACCGUGUAGCCUGGGGCAAUGGUGAAAAAAAGUCAGUGAUUUACAGCGAUUGUGUAUUUCAAUUUGUGACUCACUCUGGAUGAAUAUAAGAAUAUUGAUAUUUGCAGAGCAUCAACUCAGUUGCAUCAACCUCUUGUAUGCUAGGGUAUUUCUCAUCUCCCCUGUUUGUUUAAACUUCUGAUCUGUAAUUCGUACCACCGUUUGUUCAUUUUUUUCUUAACGAGAAAACAAUGCAUCUGGUGAUCAACCUUCCGUGGAGACUAAUUAAUUUGAAAAUAUAUAAUUGUUGCUCCUGUA
Molecule: messenger RNA, 1261 nt
Organism: Prosopis cineraria
Lineage: Eukaryota; Viridiplantae; Streptophyta; Magnoliopsida; Fabales; Fabaceae
Exons: 7
Coding region: 254-946 (230 amino acids)
Biological process (GO): mRNA cis splicing, via spliceosome
Cellular component (GO): catalytic step 2 spliceosome
Molecular function (GO): RNA binding
Source: RefSeq, a predicted model, not a curated record